CAGCAGUGUUCGAGUUGAUACAACUAGUUCCCCCAGAAGAUAAACACUGGCUCGAAGCAGUGGGAGAAACGCUGUCUACCUAUGAUGAAAAUACACGAGAUUUCAUGUUCCCGGGUCCAAACCAAAUUUCUGGACACCAUGAUUCAAACCGCCAGGUUACCAUGAGGAGGAUUUCUGGCCUUCGAGGAAUUGCUCCAAAACUGGAAUUUUCUACAACUUCAGUGAUCACUGAAUGUCUGAUAAGUUCAAGGAAGUGCCACACUCAGGAUAAAUUUACUUACCAUUCGGCUCCAGUUGAAAAAUCCCACGACAGAAUGCAAUGCAGAACAUCAAGAUCACAAAAGAAAAAGUCCAAGCCACCUGAAAGAAGUAAAUAUUGCAUAAAUGCAAAAAACUAUGAACAACCUACAAUUUCUUCAAAGUCACACUCUCCAUCUCCCUACACAAAAAGACGUAUGUGUGAGCUCUCUGAAGACACCAGGCAGCGGCUGGCCCAUUUAAAUUUGGGGCCCUAUGAAUUCAAAAAAGAAACAGAUAAGCCUCCAUUUGUGAUAAGACAUGUUGAUCCCCCAAGUCCCAGGGCUAAUAAUUUAUUUGGACCAUCAGGCAGAGACUGUGAAAGAGAUGGAUGGUCCAGGAUGCACAAUGAUCAUGUUCAUCUCAGCUGUUGCAGACCCAAGGAUUAUAAGGUUAUUAGGAUACCACAUGGGAGAUACUUUGACGAUUCUUUAGACAGGUGUGAAGAAUAUUUGAGCCCAAGGUCAUGUAACAAGCCCCAGCGUUCUGCGAGGAACUUACUAGUCCAUUCAGCACCCUCAACAGCGCGAAAGCAUUGUCCAAGCCCUGUGCUAAAUAGAGCGUCUCUCAGGGAAAGGUUCCAUUCUGAUCUGUGUUCACCUUCAAACUGCGAUGAGAUUCAUGACCGGGUAAAGGAUGUCUUGAAAUCACAUCAGGCUCAUCCAAGACAUUUAUGUGUUAGUUUCUAAAAUUUUCUCCUGAAGGUUUUUAAAU
Nannospalax galili (Upper Galilee mountains blind mole rat) is the source of this 1011-nucleotide messenger RNA. Its product is annotated as spermatogenesis-associated protein 6. Gene Ontology annotation, biological process: motile cilium assembly; spermatogenesis. Gene Ontology annotation, molecular function: myosin light chain binding. The transcript has 9 exons. Lineage: Eukaryota; Metazoa; Chordata; Mammalia; Rodentia; Spalacidae. Bases 105 to 986 code for a protein of 293 amino acids. The record is from RefSeq and is a predicted model, not a curated record.